Molecule: messenger RNA, 3049 nt
Organism: Ochotona princeps (American pika)
Lineage: Eukaryota; Metazoa; Chordata; Mammalia; Lagomorpha; Ochotonidae
Gene: HOOK3
Product: hook microtubule tethering protein 3
Exons: 22
Coding region: 227-2383 (718 amino acids)
Biological process (GO): cytoskeleton-dependent intracellular transport; cytoplasmic microtubule organization
Cellular component (GO): cytoplasm; centrosome
Molecular function (GO): dynein light intermediate chain binding; microtubule binding
Source: RefSeq, a predicted model, not a curated record
CGCAGAAGGAGGGGCGCGGGGGUGACGGUACGGAGCGGCUGCCAGCGCCGGGGCGACAGCAGGCGACCGGUCCCAGGAGAGGCGGUGGACCAGAGGAGAGGCCAGGUCGGCUGCUGCCGGGACCCUCCAGACUCCACCCCGACCCCGGGCAGCGGCGGUUUUCCUGGCCUUGGCCUGGCGGAGAGGCUUUGCCGAGCCCCGAGCGCAGCGGCGGGGGAAAAAAAAGAUGUUCAGUGUGGAGUCGGUGGAGCGGGUGGAGCUGUGUGAGAGCCUCCUGACUUGGAUCCAGACAUUUAAUGUGGAUGCACCAUGCCAGACUGUGGAAGAUUUAACGAGUGGGGUUGUGAUGGCCCAGGUUCUUCAAAAGAUAGAUCCUGCAUAUUUUGAUGAAAACUGGCUAAACAGAAUCAAAACCGAAGUAGGAGAUAAUUGGAGGCUAAAGAUUAGCAAUUUAAAGAAAAUUUUAAAAGGAAUCCUGGAUUACAAUCAUGAGAUCCUAGGACAGCAGAUUAACGAUUUCACCCUUCCUGAUGUGACCCUUGUUGGGGAGCAUUCCGACGCAGCUGAGCUCGGGAGAAUGCUACAGCUCAUUUUAGGCUGCGCUGUGAACUGUGAACAGAAGCAAGAGUACAUCCAAGCCAUUAUGAUGAUGGAGGAAUCUGUGCAGCACGUUGUCAUGACAGCCAUCCAGGAGCUGAUGAGUAAAGAAUCCCCCGUCUCUGCUGGGAACGAUGCCUACGUUGACCUCGAUCGCCAGUUGAAGAAAACUACAGAGGAACUUAAUGAAGCUUUGUCAGCCAAGGAAGAAAUUGCUCAGAGAUGCCAUGAACUGGAUAUGCAGGUUGCAGCUCUGCAGGAAGAGAAGAGUAGUUUGUUGGCAGAAAAUCAGAUACUAAUGGAAAGACUCAAUCAGUCUGACUCUAUAGAAGACCCUAACAGUCCAGCAGGAAGAAGGCAUCUGCAGCUCCAAACACAGUUAGAACAGCUACAGGAAGAAACAUUCAGACUAGAAGCAGCUAAAGAUGAUUAUCGAAUACGCUGUGAAGAAUUAGAGAAGGAAAUCUCUGAACUGCGGCAGCAGAAUGAGGAGCUCACCACGCUGGCAGAUGAAGCCCAGUCUCUGAAAGAUGAGAUCGACGUCCUUAGGCAUUCAUCUGAUAAAGUUUCUAAACUCGAAGGUCAAGUGGAAUCAUACAAAAAGAAGUUAGAAGACCUUGGUGAUUUGAGGCGGCAGGUUAAACUCUUAGAAGAGAAAAACACUAUGUAUAUGCAGAACACUGUCAGUCUAGAAGAAGAGUUAAGAAAGGCCAAUGCAGCAAGAAGCCAACUUGAGACAUACAAGAGACAGGUAGUAGAACUGCAAAAUAGAUUAUCUGAAGAAUCAAAGAAAGCAGAUAAAUUAGAUUUUGAAUAUAAGCGGCUAAAAGAAAAAGUUGACAGUCUUCAAAAAGAAAAAGAUAGACUACGAACAGAAAGGGAUUCUUUGAAGGAAACCAUUGAAGAGCUUCGCUGUGUCCAGGCUCAAGAAGGGCAGCUUACAACUCAAGGGCUGGUGCCCCUGGGGAGUCAGGAGCCUUCUGACAGUCUGGCGGUAGAGAUUGUGACGCCCGAGAUCAGGGAGAAACUUAUUCGUCUUCAGCACGAGAAUAAGAUGUUAAAACUUAACCAAGAGGGUUCAGAUAAUGAAAAAAUUGCCUUAUUGCAGAGCCUUCUGGAUGAUGCCAAUCUACGCAAGAAUGAGCUGGAAACAGAGAAUAGGCUGGUGAAUCAGAGACUUCUGGAAGUACAGUCACAAGUCGAAGAAUUGCAAAAAUCUUUACAGGAUCAAGGCUCAAAAGCAGAAGAUUCAGUUCUUCUAAAAAAGAAGCUUGAGGAACAUCUAGAGAAGCUGCAUGAAGCCAAUAAUGAGCUGCAGAAGAAGCGAGCCAUUAUUGAAGAUCUUGAGCCAAGAUUUAAUAAUAGCUCUUUAAAAAUUGAAGAAUUACAAGAAGCUUUACGGAAGAAAGAAGAAGAAAUGAAGCAAAUGGAAGAACGAUAUAAAAAGUACUUAGAGAAAGCCAAAAGUGUAAUCCGCACUUUAGAUCCUAAACAGAAUCAGGGAGCGGCACCAGAAAUACAAGCUCUUAAAAAUCAGCUCCAGGAACGGGACCGGCUUUUCUACUCCUUAGAGAAAGAAUAUGAGAAAACGAAGAGCCAAAGAGAAAUGGAGGAGAAGUACAUUGUUAGUGCCUGGUACAAUAUGGGAAUGACUCUGCAUAAAAAGGCGGCUGAAGAUAGACUGGCUAGCACAGGUUCCGGGCAGUCAUUUCUGGCUAGGCAAAGGCAGGCAACCAGCACAAGAAGAUCUUACCCAGGCCAUGUUCAACCAGCCACAGCAAGGUAGAGCAGUCUGCUAUUAGAAAUAAAAAAACAACCUGCAUUCAAAGCAUCCUUCUGUUACAUGUAACAACAUUUCAGGAAAUUCAGCCAGCUUAUUUUUUCUUUCUCUUAGAUGUUAUUAUUUAGUGCUUCUUAUCUGAGGACUUUUCUCUCUCCUGUAUCUCUUUUCCUUUCCCUUGUCCUUUAUUUUAUAAUCCUUUCAGUUCCUUUUAAUGUGCCAAAAAUUUGUAAGUGUCCAAUUAAAAGUGUUGUAUAAUAGUGUAAUACUUUCAUUUGUAUGAAAAUGUCUUCUUCCCCAAUGGCUUUGUAAUGAAUUAGAUUUUCUGCCAAUGAUUGAUAUAAAUUUAUAUUCUUUGUUGUGCCUAUGUGUUACCAUGCUUUAUAAGAAUGUCUUUGUUUAAAGGGAAUUAAUCUUUUUAUGAUGUAUUGAUCUGUAUUUUUGAUUGUUUUCCAAAUGCACUUCAAAUAAUUCGCAUAUUUACUAUAUAAGUGGUUGGCAAGUGCACUUUUUGCGAAGGUGAAAAUACACUGGCAGAGGUGCUAAUCAUGUCACCUAAGGCACCUGGUUAUUAUUUAGAGAAAAAAAUCAGUUUUCAUGUGGUUUUGUAGGAAAUUAAAUCUGUCCUAAGAUUUGGGGACUGUUUUUAAAACAUAACUAUGUAAUAUUUCA